UUUGACAGUCGGAGGAACACUAUCAGCUGAGACCCCCCAAAGCUGUCACCUUCUGGCACCAGAGAUGACAGCCACGAUGGCUUUCCUACUCCUGAGCCUUCUGAGGAUGGUGGCUCCCAAGGGAGUGUGGUGCCCAGCCUGUGGGCUGGCGGCCCUGGCGCCCACCACGCAGCGGGAUGUCCUCAUCGCGCUGGCAAAGCAGAGCAUCCUCUCCAAGCUCCGUUUGCCAGACAGGCCCAACAUCACUCAGCCCACAUCCAGGGAGGCCUUGCUGACUGCUCUCCGCAGGAUGCGUGCGCAGCACACGGACAUGGCCGUCUCUCCAGGGAUGCCCCAAGACAGCAGCAUCCCACACCUGCGUCCUGGGAUGGGUGUGCAGGAAUACGAGAUCUUGAGCUUUGCCGAGUCAGGGUCCUCUACCUCCCGCAGCGUUCGCCUGCUCUUCCGCUUCACUGGGGAGCUGGCUGGGAGCACCGAGAUCCUGCAAGCCACCCUCUACUUCUUCUGGGCAGUCCCCGGCCCUGGGACGCAGCCUGUCACCGUCAGACUCUUGAAGCCAGACCUGAUGGGGCUGAACACAACUGUGGUCAGCGAGACACGGCUGGAGGUGCAGAGGGCUGGCUGGGCCACACUGGACGUGGGCCGAGCUGUCCAGAGCCUCUUUGGCCAAGGGAGCCAGAGGCUCAUUGUGGAGCUGGAGGUGGCAGAGGACUGGGGAGCUCCCAUUCUGGGUGGCCACAGGGAUUCCCACUGGCCAUUUGUGGCAGCCCAGGCCCGGGCCAGGACACCCCACCGAGUCCAGCGGCGUGGCAUUGAUUGCAGUGGGGACUCUCGGAUGUGCUGCCGCAAGGAAUUCUUUGUGGAUUUCAAGGAGAUUGGCUGGGAGGACUGGAUCAUACAGCCGGAGGGAUAUCACAUGAACUACUGUGCGGGACUCUGCCCCCUGCACAUGGCUGGCAUCCCUGGCCUUGCUGCCUCCUUCCACACUGCUGUCCUCAACCUCAUCAAAGCCAAUAACGCAGACGCAGCUGUGGACUCAUGCUGCGUGCCCACGCAGCGUCGCCCCCUCUCUCUGCUCUACUAUGACCGGGACAGCAACAUUGUCAAGACUGACAUCCCCGACAUGAUUGUCGAUGCCUGCGGUUGCACCUGACUGGCUACCUGAGGAGGCAGGAGGGCAGGACCUGUGCUGCACAGGGAUCCCCUCCUCCUGGCCCAUCUCUGGCAGCGUGAGACCUGGUGAGCUGCUGAGAGUUGGGAACCCUGCCAAGGUGUUUUCUCCUCCUGAGGCUGAAGUAUCAAAGAUGAUGCUGAAUCAGAUGAUGCAAGUCCUCUCCUCCCUCACCUUCCACACGGCUCUCUUCCCCCUUCAGAUCUGCCCAUGGAUUCCUCUCUGCCCAAGAGCCAUGGCCUCUGAAAACAGCUUGUGAUGGACACUAGACCCUUCUGCCUGCAGAACUCUGCAGACCACGACUCCUCGGGCGGCUCAGGGCAGCCCCGGCUCGCUCUGCUGCUGGUCCCAGACCAAGGCCAUGGUGCAGCCCUCAGUGCUGCAACAUGAACAUGUGCUCUUCAGGUAACGGGUCCCAGCAGCGGCCACCUCAGGAGGAGAUAGAAGCUGAAAAGAUGCUGGGAGAUGGCUAGGCCAGAGGGGAGAGGGCCGUCCAUGGGGCCCCACUCCUCAGCUGGACAUAAGGUUGAGGGGGCUGAGGAAGGGGAAAUUGAUCCCAGUGGGAGGAAAGUGUCUCCUUCUCCAAGCAUCCCAGCUACCUGGUAUUAAAUAAAAGCCUCCCAGCUGUA
Phalacrocorax carbo (great cormorant) is the source of this 1800-nucleotide messenger RNA. The record is from RefSeq and is a predicted model, not a curated record. Lineage: Eukaryota; Metazoa; Chordata; Aves; Suliformes; Phalacrocoracidae.